Lagenorhynchus albirostris (white-beaked dolphin) is the source of this 3111-nucleotide messenger RNA. RefSeq names its product POC1 centriolar protein B (gene POC1B). Gene Ontology annotation, biological process: cilium assembly. The record is from RefSeq and is a predicted model, not a curated record. Gene Ontology annotation, cellular component: ciliary basal body; centriole. Gene Ontology annotation, molecular function: protein binding. NCBI's taxonomy places the organism in Eukaryota, Metazoa, Chordata, Mammalia, Artiodactyla, Delphinidae. The transcript is spliced from 12 exons. Bases 317 to 1753 code for a protein of 478 amino acids.
CUUGUGUCAAGUCGUGGGGAGCGCAGGUGUUAGUAAAAGUUGGCUUUGAUGUGUGCCGGCACCUGACCCCGGGGCUUCCCGCUUGCUAGGUGGCGGAGGCCAGGCUCUCUACGGCGCGGGCGGAGCCUCGGGGCUCGGCUGGCCAUGCCUGGAGCGCGGGGUUUGAGUGGGCCGUUGUUGUAGUGACCGCGAGGCGCUGCCGCUCCGGGCAGACUGUUCCGGGCGCCGCAAGGUCCCCCUUCCUACCUCGCCCCCUCCCUUUCCCCGAUUCCCCACACGGGCAGGGGGCAGGAGCCAGGAGCCAACCGUUCCCCCCAUGGCCUCCGCCCCGGAGGACCCCGUUCUGCAGCGCUAUUUUAAGGGCCACAAAGCGGCGAUCACCUCCGCGGACUUUAGUCCCGACGGCAAACAACUUGCUACCGGUUCUUGGGAUACGUUUCUCAUGCUGUGGAGUUUCAAGCCGCAAGCUAGAGCUUUCAGAUAUGUGGGUCACAAGGACAUUGUAACCAGCGUGCAGUUUUCUCCACUUGGAAACUUACUGGCAUCUGCUUCACGAGACAGGACCGUUAGACUCUGGAUUCCUGAUAAGAGAGGGAAAUCCUCUGAAUUUAAAGCUCACACAGCUCCAGUUAGAAGUGUGGACUUUUCAGCCGAUGGCCAGUUUCUUGCUACAGCUUCUGAAGACAAAUCUAUCAAAGUAUGGAACAUGUAUCGCCAGCGCUUCUUAUAUUCUUUGUACCGACACACACACUGGGUUCGCUGUGCCAAGUUUUCACCUGAUGGAAGACUAAUUGUAUCAUGUAGUGAGGAUAAAACUAUUAAAAUCUGGGAUACCACAAAUAAGCAAUGUGUUAAUAACUUCUCAGAUUUUGUAGGGUUUGCAAAUUUUGUGGAUUUUAACCCUAAUGGUACAUGCAUAGCUUCAGCAGGUUCUGAUCAUACCGUGAAAAUCUGGGAUAUAAGAGUGAACAAGUUACUCCAGCAUUAUCAAGUUCACAGCGGUGGAGUUAAUUGUGUGUCAUUCCAUCCUUCGGGUAACUAUCUCAUCACUGCUUCUUCAGAUGGUAUGCUUAAGAUUCUGGACCUCUUAGAAGGAAGGCUUAUAUAUACACUUCAAGGACAUACGGGGCCUGUCUUCACUGUUACAUUUUCAAAAGGUGGAGAGCUGUUUACAUCAGGAGGUGCAGAUGCACAGGUCUUAUUGUGGAGGACUAACUUUGAUGAACUGAAUUGUAAAGACGUUAUUAAAAGAAACCUCAAAAGAUUACACUUUGAUUCACCACCACAUCUUCUCGAUAUCUACCCAAGGACACCACAUCCCCGGGAGGGAAAAAUUGAAACUGUUGAAAUUAAUCCAAAGCUUGAUGUAGUCGAUUUGCAGACCUCUACUCCCCCUGUUGUGGACAUCCUUUCUUUUGAUUCUACCACAACAACGGAAACCACUGUUCAUACUCUACCAGACAAGGGUGAAGAGAUCUGCGGAUAUUUCUUGAACCCUUCUUUAAUGUCAUCAGAAUGUUCACCUACAACCUUGAAAAAGAAAACAGAAGAAAUGAGUGACCUCCCUUCUGAGAAUCAGCGAAGCAUACCACUCGCUGUGACCGACGCGCUAGAGCAUAUCAUGGAACAGCUCAAUGUUUUGACACAGACUGUUUCAAUCCUGGAGCAGCGACUGACUUUGACAGAGGAUAAGCUGAAAGACUGCCUUGAAAAUCAGCAAAGGCUUUUCAAUGCUAUCCAACAGAAAAGUUGAAUAGAAAGAUAUGAGCAGAGGCACGAGAAAUGAACACAUGUACACGUACUCAGGAAGGUAGUACAAGAUGCUUUAUGCAACACAACCAUGUGCUAAUUAUCAUGGCAUUUCUUAAAGGUGAACAAAAGGCAGAAAAGGCAUAAUUAAGGACUAAUUUAAACACACAAAUCAAUGCCGAGGACUAAUUCAAAUCAUUACCAUUUAUGAUUGCAGUAAUAAAGUGAUACACGUUCAAGUUGCUCUGUAUUUUCCCCCAUAUUAUUUUAAAUGUCAGUUUUCAUUAAUAGUCCAAAUCCUGCCAGUAAAGUAGUCAAAUCUCUGUAUUUCACUCUUAUUCCAAAUUGACCAUGUUCAGGCAAUUCCUUAAACACCUGGUGUACUUCUUUAGUGUAAACAGUACCCUUGGGGUGAAAUAAUUCACUUACCUCUAAAACAGCAUUUUGUAUGCAGAGAAUGAAUUAAUGAUCUGAUUUGUAUUUCUUUCUGUUAAAAAAAAAAUUCUUUACCUAUGUCUUGAAAAGAUGAUCUCAUACAACUCCCAAACCGCAGAAUUUCCACAGCAAGAAUACACUUAUUUUAAUUAGCAACAGGACAUACGGCGGGGGUUUCGAUUUAAUUUAUGGUAUACAUUGUUUAUUCUUUGACCAACCUAAAAGAAGAGUUAGAAAUAUGUAAAGUGCACAAAUCUGCUUCCGUAGAUGAAUGCACUGAAUGAUUUGGGUUGUAUCCAAACCUGUGAUCUCAGUUUACGAAGAUUAAGUUAGUGCAGAAUCCUCAAAACCCAGAACGAUACAACAGCAAUAUUUAAAAAUAUACACACAUGUAUGUUCACAUUCUUCAGAAAUAUUUAGGGUGAUUUUGUAGCUGAAUAUAAGUACUUUAAAAGAACAUUUGCAUCGUCUUCCUAUUUUUUUUUUAAUGAAUUGUGAUUUGAAACAAAAUGAAAAUAAGCCAGGCAUUCUAAAAGAUCUUGGUUUUAAAUUAAGAAUUUUAUCUUAAACAAAAUAAGAGAUUAAAUUGAAAAAAACUGAAUUUAGUUUGCAUUUCUGUUAACCUAUAUCUAGAACAGAAGGUAGGAGAAGGCAGUCCACAUUUAUGAUGCCUGUAGGCAUAUCAUGGGGAAAAUACUGUCUAUGCUUUGGAAAAGAAAAAAGUCCUAUUUAUCUAGGAGUCUAUAUUUAGAAAUCUCUCAAAGCAAUUUUGAUUGUAUUUAUGAGGUGAUUUUGUUUUAUCAUCUCGUGUGUUUUAAGUGACUUUUUAGAUAAUACUAAGUGUGGACUUCUAGACAGUUUCAAGACUUUAUAAGAUGAAGUGGCACUGUAUUUUUAUAACCUCAUUGAGAAGACUAAGAAAUGAAA